Molecule: messenger RNA, 3732 nt
Organism: Drosophila santomea
Lineage: Eukaryota; Metazoa; Arthropoda; Insecta; Diptera; Drosophilidae
Gene: scalloped
Product: protein scalloped
Exons: 11
Coding region: 1660-3705 (681 amino acids)
Biological process (GO): embryonic organ development; regulation of transcription by RNA polymerase II; hippo signaling
Cellular component (GO): transcription regulator complex
Molecular function (GO): RNA polymerase II cis-regulatory region sequence-specific DNA binding; DNA-binding transcription factor activity, RNA polymerase II-specific
Source: RefSeq, a predicted model, not a curated record
UGAUGCCCCUUCAUCUGCUGUUUUUUUUUCCUGUCUUUUUUUUUGAGUUCUGCUCUGUUUUGUGUUUGUAAUAUCUGUAUGGGAAAGAUUUAAAGAAAAUGUAUCUUAAGAUGUGGCCACUUUUUUGAUUCACCUUCUCGCUCGCUCGCUCGCCUGCGCUCUCUUUCGCUCUCUCUGGUCUUUUUGUUUUAUCUAUUUCUUUAUAUCUAUCUUAUAAACAGUAGGCGUGUGUGGGGAGGGCAUCGCAAGAUACGGACGUGUGUAGCUUUAUAAGCAAAAUAUCCUAUGCCUCUAGGUGGCACACCAACCAAAAAAAAAAAAGAAAAGAAACACGAAAAAAAAGAAAUCAAAAAAAAAGAAUCAUUUCAUAAAAAUACAUAUCUAAAUACAGAUGUACAUGUGCAUGCACACAUGUGCGUACGCUUUUGCACACCCAUAAACACGGAUACACACAUGUGCACACACAUGCAUACAAUUAGAAUUGCACUUGUGCAGAAAAACAGACUAUUUGCUUAGGCCCCAAGCAGAUGAGAAAAUACACAUGUACGGGAUACCUUCGUCUUCGUCAUCGUCAUCGUCUUCUUCAUCACCAGAAUCAGAAUCGGAAUCAGAAACAGAAUCAGAAUUCAGAAUCGUCAUCGCCUUGGAGCCCCAUCUCAAUUACGAGCUUCUCCAUUAACUAACGAAGUGUAGGAAAAAGUCGAAACCAAACCUAGCCCAUCCAAUAGUUGGCUCUCCGGUGGCCAUUCUUCUUUCUUCAUCUUAUUGCCGCAGCUGCGCCUUAUUUCCACUGAAAGGCUUACUGACACAUUCUCACUUUCACAACGACCACGAUAUUGUACAAAGCUGCUCAUACUAAAUACACAGUUAUAUAUAUAUACAUAUAUAUCGGGAGAGCGGAGAGAGCUCGAGAGAGCAAGAGCGAGAGAGAGAGAGUGGGAGUGUUUGAGAAGAUGCAGAAGUGUGUGUGUGUGUGUGCGCGUGCGUGUGUGUGUUGCCUGUUUAACUUUAACUGAAACUGAAAAAGAUCUUUCUCACUUCCUCAACUCAACCUAAGAACUCCGAUCCGAUUCAUGAAUUAUUGCAGAUGUGAGUAAGUAUUGCGAGUAUGCAUGUGUGUGCACGCGUAGAAUCGAAAAGUAAAGUAGUGCAAAAACAAGUAUCGAAUGAGCCACAUAAUCCAAAGCGAAAGGGUUUCGUUUGUUCGGUUUUCGUUUGAAAGUCCCCUCGCCCAAAGACGCUGCCAUAACUUGUACACAUGUAUAAUAUAAAUUAACAAACCGCUCCAUCGUGUUAUCAACGACAUAUGUAGAUAAUAACACGCCCAGCACUCUGUGCGUGAACUGAAAAACUGAAAAGCUAAAAAACAGUUACUGUUACAAGCGAAUAAUAAUAACAACAAGAGUGAGUGCCUUUGCCUUUGACCAGCCGGAGACGACGACGACGACGUUUGAUGUUGUUGGUGGAGACGGUGACAUCAGAGUCUAAAUCUAGCGCGAACAGAUUUCUUUUAAUUCCGUAAACUAGUGGACAACGCACCGUACUCGUUCCGCAACCGUUCCGUACUCGAACUCGAGCUCGAAUUCCUCCGGACACACUCGCAGCAGCACUCGUGAGUAGCGAAACCCUAAAGGAAAUCUUCAAGAAAAAGCUGGCUGCAUGAAAAACAUCACCAGCUCGAGCACUUGCAGCACCGGGCUGCUGCAAUUGCAGAACAACCUGAGCUGCAGCGAGUUGGAAGUUGCCGAGAAGACAGAACAACAGGCAGUUGGACCCGGCACCAUACCAUCACCGUGGACACCAGUGAAUGCCGGUCCUCCAGGUGCACUUGGAUCGGCAGACACAAAUGGCAGCAUGGUGGAUAGCAAAAACCUGGAUGUUGGUGAUAUGAGCGAUGACGAAAAGGAUCUAUCUUCCGCUGAUGCCGAAGGUGUAUGGAGCCCAGAUAUCGAGCAGAGCUUUCAAGAGGCUUUAUCUAUAUAUCCGCCGUGCGGACGUAGAAAAAUCAUUUUAUCCGACGAGGGUAAAAUGUACGGUCGCAACGAACUAAUCGCACGAUAUAUAAAACUGCGCACAGGCAAGACGAGAACCCGGAAACAAGUCAGCUCGCACAUUCAAGUGCUAGCUCGGCGAAAACUCCGCGAGAUCCAGGCGAAAAUCAAAGUGGAAACCAAUGGUGUGUCUUUGCAUUUAUUAAAUGAGAAAGAACAAACGUUGCAGGUCAUGAGCACAAUGACCAGUUCGCAAAUCGUGUCCGCCCAAGCGGCCAACAAUCUGGCAUUGGCUGCCUCCGCAUUAUCGGCAGCAGGUGGUGGUGUUGGUGGUGUUGGUGGCGUCCACCACACCACGAGGCAUCUCAAUCUCAGUCUCCCGCCACCCCCCACCCACCAUAGACACUCGUCGGCGGCGGCAGCAGCUGCUGCAGCAGCCGCAGCAGCAGCGGCAAUAGGCAGCAAUGUCCCUUCAGCCGCGUUGGUCCCCCCCGGACCGCCGGUUAUGGCGUCUACCACGUCGUCGUCAUCGUCGUCUGCAUCACCUCGACAGCAGCAACAGCAACAGAUACAGCAACAACAGCACCACUACCACCACCCAGCCCACCAACACCACCACCACCACCACCAUUCCCAUCCCAAUUUGACGCACCUACCGCAUAGUCAUAUGCAUCCACACCAUCACCAACAUGCGGCAGCCGUUGCAGCGGUGUACCAUCUCCAGCAGCAGCAACAGCAGCAGCAACUGCAGCAGCAGCAGCAGCAGCAGCGGCCAAACCAUACGGACAACGAUCCAGUGGCACUGGGUACUGGUGGGCCAACUGAGGCGCCGCCAGCACCACCAGCGCCACCACCUCCUCCGCCGCCGCCGCUGCACCACCCGCCGUUGUAUUCUGGCCAAUUCUGGCAACCUGGACUACAGCCGAGCACGUCCCAAGAUUUCUAUGAUUACAGCAUCAAGCCCUUCCCCCAGCCACCGUAUCCAGCUGGCAAAACGUCGACUGCGGUUUCCGGCGACGAAACUGGAAUUCCGCCCUCACAAUUGCCCUGGGAAGGACGAGCCAUUGCCACGCACAAAUUCCGCCUACUCGAGUUUACGGCGUUCAUGGAAAUCCAGAGAGAUGAUAUUUAUAACCGGCAUCUAUUCGUUCAACUUGGCGGCAAGCCAUCCUUUUCCGAUCCAUUGCUUGAGACUGUUGAUAUACGGCAAAUAUUCGACAAGUUCCCGGAGAAAUCUGGGGGACUGAAAGAUCUCUACGAAAAGGGUCCACAGAAUGCGUUUUACCUAGUUAAAUGCUGGGCGGACCUGAACACCGACCUAACAACCGGCAGCGAAACGGGUGAUUUCUAUGGCGUAACCAGCCAAUACGAAAGCAACGAGAAUGUCGUGCUCGUGUGCUCCACAAUCGUUUGCUCUUUUGGCAAACAGGUGGUGGAGAAGGUGGAAAGCGAGUACUCCCGACUGGAGAACAAUCGCUACGUGUAUCGCAUCCAACGCUCCCCGAUGUGCGAGUACAUGAUCAACUUUAUUCAGAAGCUGAAGAACCUACCGGAACGCUAUAUGAUGAACAGUGUGCUGGAAAACUUUACAAUAUUGCAAGUAAUGAGGGCACGGGAGACGCAGGAGACACUGUUGUGCAUAGCCUAUGUGUUUGAGGUGGCGGCCCAGAACAGCGGCACCACCCACCACAUAUACCGUCUAAUUAAGGAAUAGCAAAAGCUGCACGGAGCAGAGCCCAAC